Cryptococcus deneoformans JEC21 is the source of this 2852-nucleotide messenger RNA. RefSeq lists its product as hypothetical. The transcript is spliced from 6 exons. Gene Ontology annotation, biological process: regulation of alternative mRNA splicing, via spliceosome; mRNA splicing, via spliceosome. Bases 360 to 2573 code for a protein of 737 amino acids. Gene Ontology annotation, cellular component: nucleoplasm. Lineage: Eukaryota; Fungi; Basidiomycota; Tremellomycetes; Tremellales; Cryptococcaceae. Gene Ontology annotation, molecular function: N6-methyladenosine-containing RNA reader activity; mRNA binding. The record is from RefSeq and is a predicted model, not a curated record.
AUUCUUAGACCGUUUUCGCUCCUCCUUUCCCCUCACCGAUUUGCUUACCUCGCAAACUCGCAGUGUGUUUUGGCAGUGCGCUUUGAGCUUGUGCUCCACAGCUUCUCUCUUCUCUUGUGCUCACCCUCUCCUUCCCCCCCCCCUCACUUCCACCUGGCCUUCCUUGCGCUCACGUCUUUUUUCAGCCCAAACAGGCAACGCUGCGACUCGUUCCUGCCGCUGCAUUGGCUCGCUAACAGGCUGGCUAGCUGGAAACGCUGCAGUUUGCCAAUACGUUCAAGACGGGAGGGAGAAUAGAGAAACAUUACCGCGUUGUCAGGUCAGUACACAAGCUUUGAGGAGGUUCUCUGAAACCCCUCAUGUCGGCGAUCCCGGAGCAGCCGGCCGUGGAGGCUCUCAAUGACCAGCUUCAAAGCAUACAGCUCGAUGGCUCUCGGCACGCUGCGAAUGGUAAACAUUCAAAUCGGCCAUACGUUCAACUCCGGCCUCAUCCCGCUCAGCUCCAACCCCCGCCCCCGCCCCAGCCCCAGUCACAGGCCUACCAGCCGUAUGCACAAGCAUACACGCCUUACCCCCAACAUUACCAUCAAGCUCCUUACACUACCUACCUUACUUAUUCGCCUUACCCAAACCAUCUCGCAUGGCGGCCUCUCCCGGGGUCGGAACAGACGUCGCCUAUCGACCCUACCAACCAACAUCAUCAUCAGCACCAGCAUUAUGGUCUAUGGGGCAGUCCGCCGGUGAGCCCGGUGAAUGCACCACCACCCCAGUUUUUGACAGGGCAGUCACGUACGGCCAUGUUCGAUGAUUUCGGAGUUGGAGGGGCUGUCUCGGGGGCUGGUACGGCGUAUUACGGCGGCAGACCGCCGUACGGUAGUCCUCCCUCUGUAUGGCAGUCACCCACGGCGCCGUCAUCCUUCUUCUAUACGCCUUUCCAGCAACAUGCUUCCGGUAUGGGACCGGCCAUGCAAGUUUCGGACUGGUCGACGUUCAAGGCUCACGUCAAUUUACCGGGACCAUCGAAAUCGGGGCCGAUCAGUCCAACGGAUAGUAAAGAGCCAGAGAGAAAGUCGUAUCACCCUCAACCGCCUUCAAAGAGAAGCGAUUGGGUCAUGUGGGUCGGUAAUGUCCCCAAUAACACUUCUCACGAAGAGCUCUGGCAUUUCUUCAACGUGACGAUCCCCAUCACCAACACCGAAUCCGACGCCGAACCAUGGCGUGGACCGUCUUCCAUCUUUCUCAUAUCCCGCUCAUCCUGCGCAUUCGUCAACCUCUCCUCUCAAACCGACCUCGAACGCGCCGUCUCCUUUUUUAACGGUAAGCCCCUCCGACCAUGGGACGCCCGUUGCCCCAGGAUGGUCUGCCGCGUGAGACGGAAAGAUGAUGAUUUGAGAUCCGGCGUGGGAGCCCAGCGCGGGACGGGAAUGCAUCGACAAUGGGUGAAGAAGGAUAAGGAAAGGGAAAAGGAAAAGGAGGAGGGUAAGACGGGGCAGAUGAGUGCAGCCACAGUUUCGUCCGGACCGCCUAGCCCGGCUAUCCUGGCGCCAGCACCGGAUGGGCCGGGGAGGAGGAGGGACUCGAUUGUAAGUGAGGAAGAGAAAAAGUUUUCGUCAGGGAGUUAUGCGAGUACAAAUUCGAGUUUCUUGAUGAGACAUUUCCCGAGAAGAGUUUUCAUUUUGAAGAGUCUCACUACGGCUGAGCUCGAGGAGAGUGUGAGGACUGGUAUGUGGAGAACGCAACAGCACAAUGAACCUAUAUUGGACCAAGCAUUCAGGACAUCCCAAUCGGUCUUUCUAAUCUUUGGCGCCAACCGAGCCGGUGAAUUCUUUGGGUACGCACGUAUGAUCGAGCCUAUCGACAAGGAACAAGCCAAACACCGCCAAUCCUCAGCUGGCACCGCUUCCCGCCGUUCAACCACCGGUGAUUCCGACCGUUUCUUCCUGCCCCCUUAUCACAGCCGCGUAACCACCAUGUCCCCCGGCGAACUCGCUACUCCUCGCGAAGACUCGUAUUUCCACGUUUCCACAGGUCACCGAAAGACUGAUCCGCCGAAAAUGCCAAAUCAUGCGGCUCCGAAUAGCUCCAUGGCGGAGAUCCUCGCUACGGCUGAAGAGCAGAGAGCGCAUACGUUUGAUCCCAAGACGUUACAAAGGGAUUAUGAAUACCCAUCUGUAACUCUUACUUUGGCUGAAGCUGAAACGGGUGUUACUUCCUCUUCAGAGAAGAGCAGUCAGCAAGCCUCGCCUGAACUUGGACCGGCGUCGCAAGAGCCGCAAAAGAUGGACGACCAAGGUAUCUUGAGAAAAGAUACAUUACCCCCUCCUUCUCCUCCAGAGCAAGAUGUGGAAAAGUUACAGCAAGCUGAACAGGAAACUUCAAAGGAGUUGUCCAACGAAGGAUGGGGACAUUAUUUCCGUAUCGAAUGGAUAAGGCAUACACCAUUACCUUUUAAUCGUACCCGUCAUUUGCGUAACCCUUGGAAUGCGGAUAGGGAAGUUAAAGUCUCAAGAGACGGUACAGAAGUUGAACCCUCUGUCGGUCUUCAGCUCAUGGCCGAAUGGGAUAACGAGUGAUAUCGUACCCCACCUUUCCCUACUUCACCUCAAUAGUCAUGCGCCUCCAUUAGUAUUACCCGAACAAUUCCUUGAAAACAAAAACGCAUAACAAACGAUUACUUAUAUACACGGUACAAGGUCGUUUAUUUUGACGGACUGCAUUCAAUAAACUCAUGAUAACAUUGACAUUGCAUAAACCAUUUAUUUCGUUCUCUUUUUUUGCGGCAUUAUAUGGGUUUUGCACGCCCCUUGGUUAUUUGGAUAUAAUACACGUAUGCAUCCUCUACAUACAAACUC